UAAAAACAAACAAUGCGCAGUUGUUGGAUUAAAUAUAUUUUCAUACAAUUUAUAACUUUGACUUAAUUCAAUGAAAAUGUGUAAACUUAAAAGUCAAUGCACAUACGUAGUACCAUGUCUCUUCUAAAGUAAAAGGAUCGCCGACAAAUUCUUAACGUGCAUAGAAAAACAAAGCAACGCUCUCCUAGUGACAAUUAAAUUUGUUAUGUUGUGUAGCGUUUUAUAAGCUAGGCACCGAGUAGUUUAGUUGUUUUUGGUUUUCAUUUUUUAACGUGCAGUGAGUAACAACCAAUUGUAAAAGCUUGUGUUGCACAUGAGUCAUAGGAUGUGUGGACCAAUCAGGAUACGCCAGCUGGGAUUCCGGGGUUUUGACAGAGUCCAACGUGUAUAAAACCAAGCGUGCGAUAAACUGAUGUAGCUACGACUAGAAUUUCUUUGAAAUUAGUACAUAUACAAAAUGAACAAUUCACUGCUAUUAGCUCUAUCCAUUCUCGUUGGAGUAAUCUGCAGCGUAUCAACUUUAAGAAAUGAUGAAUGUGAAGUAUGUAUAUCUACCGUGGAAAAAUUCGUUAACACGUUGUCCGAUGAUGUCAAAAAGGAUACCAAAAAAAUAGAAGCAGCGUUCAAAGCAUUUUGCAAAGGCACUAAAUCUAAGGAAAACAGAUUUUGUUAUUACUUGGGUGGUUUGGAAGAAUCUGCAACUGGUAUUUUAGGGGAAUUAAGUAAACCUGUAUCAUGGUCGAUGCCAGCAAAUAAAGUAUGCGAAAAACUGAAGAAAAUGGAUGCUCAAAUAUGUGAUUUGAGAUUCGAGAAGCAAAUUGACGUCGAUACCGUUGACUUGAAGACGCUCAAGGUACGCGAUUUGAAAAAGAUCUUGAGCGACUGGGACGAAACAUGCGAUGGGUGUAUAGAAAAGACAGAUUUUAUUAAGCGAAUUCAAGAACUAAAACCUAAAUAUUCUCGUAGUUCGAAAUCGGAACUCUGAAAAGUGUUCAGUGAUCUAGAUAAAUUAUAACGAGUAUGGCUAAGAUUUUGGAUAUAUUUUAUUUUACAAAAUGAUUGACUGUAUUUAACAUAUAUGUGUUUGUGGUUAAAUACAUAUAUGAGGAAAUAUCAUUUUGUAAAAAUUUCAUUUAACAGGAUUUUUGAGGCCAGAUUGACGCAUUUAUGUUUCAGUAAAUAUAAAAUUAUUUUUCUUUAAUUUAUAUAUAUAUAUAUAUAUAUUAUAUAUAUAUAAUCUAAGCAAUAACUUAGAUAUGAUUCUAUGAGAUUAGGAUACUGAGCAAUGGAAAUAUCUAAAAACAAUUAAUUUCUUUUUUAGUGUAGCCAUGCUAGUAAGUAUUAAAUAUUAUAAGAAGGUGCUCCGUUUUUUAUCGUACCAAUGCUAGACAAGUAUAAAUAAUUGAAAUUUUUCAUACUAUAAAUUAUUUUUAUGGUUUUAUCUUUCAUUGCUCUUCCUCGAAUAUUCUGAUGACAGUGAGUUUAUACAUGUAUGAAUCCUAUUUAUACCAAAAUGCAGUGUACUAUAUCAACAGAUGUGUAUAUGUGGUGGACUAUUAAUAAUGCGUUGUUAUAUAUCA
This is a messenger RNA of Nomia melanderi (Alkali bee), 1580 nucleotides long. RefSeq names its product mesencephalic astrocyte-derived neurotrophic factor (gene Manf). Gene Ontology annotation, biological process: dopaminergic neuron differentiation; neuron projection development. Gene Ontology annotation, cellular component: endoplasmic reticulum. NCBI's taxonomy places the organism in Eukaryota, Metazoa, Arthropoda, Insecta, Hymenoptera, Halictidae. Gene Ontology annotation, molecular function: calcium ion binding. The record is from RefSeq and is a predicted model, not a curated record.